Pecten maximus is the source of this 717-nucleotide messenger RNA. Its product is annotated as KH domain-containing protein 3-like. The record is from RefSeq and is a predicted model, not a curated record. The transcript has a single exon. The coding region runs from base 1 to 717 and encodes 238 amino acids. Lineage: Eukaryota; Metazoa; Mollusca; Bivalvia; Pectinida; Pectinidae.
AUGGCCUUCCUUUAUCUCAACCAGGGAAUAGAAGACAAGAUCUUCUUUUAUCUCGACCAGCGAACAGAACCCAAGGCCUUCCUUUAUCUCCACCAGGGAACAGAACCCAAGGCCAUCCUUUAUCUCGACCGGGGAACAGAACCCAAGGCCUUCCUUUAUCUCCACCAGGGAACAGAACCCAAGGCCUUCCUUUAUCUCCACCAGGGAACAGAACCCAAGGCCAUCCUUUAUCUCCACCAGGGAACAGAACCCAUGGCCUUCCUUUAUCUCGACCAGGGAACAGAACCCAAGGCCAUCCUUUAUCUCGACCAGGGAACAGAACCCAAGGCCAUCCUUUAUCUCCACCAGGGAACAGAACCCAAGGCCAUCCUUUAUCUCGACCAGGGAACAGAACCCAAGGCCAUCCUUUAUCUCCACCAGGGAACAGAACCCAAGGCCUUCCUUUAUCUCGACCGGGGAACAGAACCCAUGGCCUUCCUUUAUCUCGACCGGGGAACAGAACCCAAGGCCUUCCUUUAUCUCGACCGGGGAACAGAACCCAUGGCCUUCCUUUAUCUCGACCGGGGAACAGAACCCAAGGCCAUCCUUUAUCUCGACCGGGGAACAGAACCCAUGGCCUUCCUUUAUCUCGACCGGGGAACAGAACCCAUGGCCUUCCUUUAUCUCAACCAGGGAAUGGAAGACAAGAUCUUCUUUUAUCUCGACCAGGGAACAUAA